GAAGGAAUGGAAGCAAAAACAAAGACGACACACUAAGGACUUGGACCGCACACUAAUGAGGACACAUUCAUUUCAAGGUUUUUUCCAUGGCUGGUCUCAACAACAGCUGCACUUUCUUGGACGACUUCUUGAAACGUUACUACCUGUCAGCCUCUUAUGGCAUCAUCUUUAUCGUGGGUGUGAUCGGGAACUUAACGUCCAUCAGCAUCUAUCUGACAAAGCUGCGCCCGUGGAAGAGCAGCAGCAUCAUCAUGGUCAACCUGGCGCUUACGGAUCUCCUCUACGUCCUCACCUUGCCCUUUUUGGUCUACUACUACAGCAACGGGGAAUCGUGGAUGCUUGGAGACUUCAUGUGCCGCUUUGUGCGUUUUGCCUUUCAUUUCCACCUGUACGGAAGCAUCCUGUCCCUGACCUGUGUGGCGGUUUUCCGUUUCUUGGUGGUGGCCCAGCCGCUGAGGGUGGCACAGCUGCAGCAGAAGCAUUGGGGCGCUGCUGCUUGCCUGGUAGUCUGGAUUGUUGCUGCUGCUGAGGUCACACCAAUGCUCACUAUCAUAUCUCUGACCCAUGAUGAUAACAACAUGACCUUUUGUGUUGACUUUGCUAACACAGAAACAGACGGCAGCAUUAGGAUGUAUAACCUGUUGCUCACUGCAUUUGGGUUUGCUCUACCCUUAGUGCUGGUGUUCAUCUUCUACAUUGGGAUUGUUAAACGGCUCGCCAGGGGAUCCAGCCCCACCUCUUCCUACAGGAUGCGUGCGCGCCGUGUGACCAUCCUCAUCCUGCUGGUGUUUGUCAUGUGCUACCUGCCUUAUCACAUCUUGCGAGUCCUGUGGGUAGAAAUUCGAAUGAGCUCUACAACCCAGUGCACAAAGUACAUAGUGCAUGCAGCGUACAUUAUCUCCAGGCCUCUAGCAGGACUUAACACGUUCUUUAACCUGGCUUUGUACACCCUCUCAGGUGAUAACUUCAGGAAGGCCUUUCUGGACAUUUUUUGCCGGGAGCAAUGGAUCAGCAAGGCAAGAUCUCUGCUCCACCUGAACAUUAAUAACCGAGCAGAGAAUGGGACGCCUGCUGCAUGA
Molecule: messenger RNA, 1079 nt
Organism: Cyprinodon variegatus (sheepshead minnow)
Lineage: Eukaryota; Metazoa; Chordata; Actinopteri; Cyprinodontiformes; Cyprinodontidae
Product: 2-oxoglutarate receptor 1-like
Exons: 2
Coding region: 87-1079 (330 amino acids)
Biological process (GO): G protein-coupled receptor signaling pathway
Cellular component (GO): plasma membrane
Molecular function (GO): G protein-coupled receptor activity
Source: RefSeq, a predicted model, not a curated record